Suillus plorans is the source of this 1304-nucleotide messenger RNA. RefSeq names its product plant expansin. Lineage: Eukaryota; Fungi; Basidiomycota; Agaricomycetes; Boletales; Suillaceae. The record is from RefSeq and is a predicted model, not a curated record. The coding region runs from base 423 to 1304 and encodes 293 amino acids. The transcript has 5 exons.
CGAAUUGCUUCCGGCGCAGAUACCACCGUGGGUCUUGGUCGUCCGGACAAGCCCCUAUCAAUCAUGUGAACCUCACCGUUCUCUAGUGCCCCAGGUCAUCAUGAUGAUGGCUGGUGGUUCUAUGUUCGCGUCCAAGGAAGAUGCGUUCAGUGCGUAUAUUAAGUCUUCUCAUAGAAGGCGCGAUGUAAAGUGAUACGUACGCGAUGACCAAAGUCACAUCAACUUUUUUGGUUAUUCGCUUGGUUGACUUUUCCUUUUAACUUGCUUCGACCCUUCUCUGUGUUUUGCUCGUCGUUGUAUCACUUCCACGACUUUAUACCCUGUAGCGACAGUCACUCCUUUGUCCAAACGCUCCUUCGCUAUACCUAUACCCCAAUUUCAACCAUCCCAAGCCUCACCUGACUUUCGGUCUAUAGUUCUCAAUGCUAAUGUUUUCUAUAUUCCUCCUCGUUGCUGCGGUCCUUCCUUUCACAGUUGGCGGUGCGCUUGGACAUAUUCAGCGUGGACGCCAUCAAGAGUUAGCACAGCGGGCGCGAGGCGACGUGGGUAUACACAAACGCUCUUUCGACAGCGCACGCUUCACCUUUUAUGACGUUGGCUUGGGUGCUUGUGGGCAGUACAGCUCUCCUAGCGAUUUCAUUGUCGCCAUCAACGUCUUCCAGUAUGGUCCUGGUUACCCAGGUCCGCUGUGUUUCAAGUCCAUUACUAUCUCCUAUGGGGGCAAAACUGCCCAGGCCACUAUCAUGGACGAAUGUAUGGGAUGCCCGAACGCCGGGCUUGACUUCUCUAAGGGUCUCUUCGAUUACUUCGCUCCUGAAGGUGAAGGCGUCUUGUACGGAACGUGGUGGUUCAAUGAUGACGUCAGUGAACUUCCUACGCCAUCCGCGAGCCCCGAAUGGACGCCCACGCCGAUCCCUGCGUUGUCCACGCCCACACCCACACCCACACCUACGCCUACGCCUACUACUACUUCUGAGACCCCCGCCAGCACUCCUUCUCCAACCGAAAGUAGCACUACUUCUGAGACUCCCACCAGCACUCCUUCUACAACCGAAAGUAGCACUACUUCUGAGACACCCACCAGCACCCCUUCUGCGACUGAAACCAGCCCCACUGCUACUGCUACAUACUCUUCAAUCUCGAUGGUGUUGACCUACGGCACAGAUAUACCAAUUCCUACUGGCGCCGUAGCCGUACCCAUAGCCGUACCCGCACCCAACGCUGCAAAUCCACAAAACCUCGAGGUUCUCGGUGAAGCCCUCGUCGGCAUUGGCAUGUUGGUUGCAGGUCAGCGGGGCAAUUAG